UUUUUGUUUGGGUGAAUAGAAAAGUCAGUUUCUUCGGAAGCUAAAGAAAGGACCUUGGAACCCAAGUAAUGAACCAACUAUAAAAUGAUGCAGGAUUUCAGUCAUUUCUCUCCAAAAAAAAAAAAAGAAGAAAUGACAAAUCUUUUUUAAACCCACUCCACUCGAAACAGAAACAGCCAAGAUUCUUUCCUCAAAGUCGAUCAUCUUCACCAUCAUCAUCCAUCUAAGCUCGCUCAAACACUCACUCAUAUAGGAGGGUUGAAAAAUGGCUCCUCCAAGCCUUCUUGGACCACCAGAGCUCCGCAAACCCGUAACCAAACCCGACUCCGACUCCUUGGUUGACCACCUCGUCUCCAACUUCAACAAAACCAGUCCCGACCCGAUCCCAGAGCAAAGCCCCACUUUAUGCCAAACCGAGAACAGUGCCCCAACCUUUCUCUCCUCCGGCAGCCCCUGCCUCGACUUGUUCUUCCACGUCGUGCCCAACACUCCCACUUAUUCUCUACCCAAUAGGCUCAAGUCGGCUUGGGAGCUCGACCCCUUGACCACCCUCAAGCUUAUCUGCAAUUUACGCGGGGUUCGUGGCACCGGGAAGAACGACAAGGAAGGCUUCUACACCGCUGCGCUUUGGCUCCAUCACAACCAUCCCAAAACCCUUGCUUCAAACGUCGCGUCGUUUGCCGAUUUUGGCUUCUUCAAGGAUUUGCCCGAGAUUCUCUACCGCCUCUUGGAAGGUGAUGAGGUGAGGAGGACACAGAAGGAAGAGUGGUUGCUUAUAAAGGGAUCGGGAUCGAGAUCGCGAUCGAGGGACUCUAAGGAUGGACCUUUUGGGAUGCGUGGUAGACCUCUUGGAGGCAUGCGUGUUGGACUAUCUUCCAGGAGGAGUAGCAGAGCAUCAGUGUCGUCCAAGAAUACAACCAAAAGGGGGCCUAAGUAUAAAGUUGUGCACACCUUGCCGAGGGAGAUUAGGGUCCAAAGAGCAGAGGAGAGGUCUAUGAGGGAGAAGGAGAUGGCCAAAGAAUUGAGGACCCAGAAGCGAAUCGCCAUGGCCAAGAAGGUCGUUGAGAAAUACGAGAGUGACCCCAACUUCAAGUUCCUGUAUGAAAAAAUCUCUCAUCACUUCGCUGAUAGUUUGAAGGCCGAUAUUGAGUUCUUGAAUUCGAAAGAGUACAGGAAGAUUAGCUUGGCUGCCAAAUGGUGUCCUUCCAUCGAUUCCUCUUUCGACCGCUCCACUUUGCUCUGCGAAAGCAUUGCCAGAAAGGUAUUCCCCCGAGAUUCAUAUCCUGAAUACCAAGGAAUCGAGGAGGCACACUACGCUUAUAGAGUCAGAGACAGACUGAGGAAGGAAAUCCUUGUUCCUCUCAGGAAAGCUUUGCAGUUGCCGGAGGUUUACAUUGGAGCUAACCGGUGGAAUUUCAUUCCAUACAACAGGGUUUCCUCUGUUGCUAUGAAGCUUUACAAAACCAAGUUUUUCAAGCAUGACAAGAAGCCUUUUCCACGCAAAUCCAAACACAAACACGAAAGUGUGGCUUCCUCCGAGCCCGUGAAACUACACAAACACAAAACGUUUUCAAAGUAUCUGGAGGAUGUGAGAGAUGGAAAGUCCAAAAUUGCAGCGGGAGCGUUGCUUCCCCAAGAGAUCAUAGCAUCUCUAUGGGACGGUGAUGGUGGGGACGUUGCUGAGCUUCAGUGGAAAAGAAUGGUGGAUGAUUUGUUAAAUAAAGGAAAGUUGAAGAACUGCCUUGCUGUGAGUGAUGUCUCUAGAAGCAUGAAUGGGAUUCCUAUGGAGGUCUCGGUGGCAUUGGGUUUGUUGGUCUCUGAAUUGAGCGAAGACCCUUGGAAGGGAAAGAUCAUCACUUUCUGUGAGAACCCUCGGUUCCAUGUGAUACAAGGCGAAGAUCUUCGAUCAAAGAUAGAGUUCGUGAGAGCCAUGGAGUGGGGCGGUCACCCCAAUCUCCAGAAGGUGUUUGAUCUGAUUCUGCAAGUGGCUGUCAAUGCAAAUUUGAACGCAGAGCAGAUGAUUAAGAGGGUGUUUGUGUUUAGUGACAUGGAGUUCCAUCAAGUUUCACCGACUAGGUGGGAAACUGACUAUGAGGGUAUAAGGAGGAAGUUUGGAAAGAAGGGUUAUGAAGAUGUGGUGCCAGAGAUUGUGUUUUGGAAUUUAAGAGAUUCCAGGUCUACUCCAGUGCCUCGUAAACAAGAAGGGGUAGCUUUGGUCAGUGGGAUUUCGAAAAAUUUGAUGAACUUGUUUUUGGAUGGCACUGGAGAAAUGAACCCUGAAUCUGUCAUGAAAUUGGCUAUAUCAGGCGAGGAGUACCAGAAACUUCUUGUGGUGGACUAGAAAAUAAAAGUUUCUAUUUCUUGCAUAAAAAGGAUGGAAAACUGUAAAUCAUAACUGAGACUCUUGGUCUUGUUCAUAUUUUGUUCCUGAAUUUUGAUGAUUAAAUGGUAUUUUGUAUGAUCUGUUCAUAGAACUGAGACAAAACCGUGAACAAUCUAUGUUGAAGAAUACCUCCAAGUCAUAAUAUUCCGUAAUAUAUUAUUUCCAUUUCUUGUA
Ziziphus jujuba (common jujube) is the source of this 2557-nucleotide messenger RNA. RefSeq lists its product as uncharacterized. The transcript has a single exon. Lineage: Eukaryota; Viridiplantae; Streptophyta; Magnoliopsida; Rosales; Rhamnaceae. The record is from RefSeq and is a predicted model, not a curated record. Bases 266 to 2341 code for a protein of 691 amino acids.